Messenger RNA from Onychomys torridus (southern grasshopper mouse), 1410 nucleotides. Its product is annotated as palmitoyltransferase ZDHHC11-like. The record is from RefSeq and is a predicted model, not a curated record. Gene Ontology annotation, molecular function: protein-cysteine S-palmitoyltransferase activity. NCBI's taxonomy places the organism in Eukaryota, Metazoa, Chordata, Mammalia, Rodentia, Cricetidae. Gene Ontology annotation, biological process: peptidyl-L-cysteine S-palmitoylation; protein targeting to membrane. Gene Ontology annotation, cellular component: endoplasmic reticulum; Golgi apparatus. The transcript is spliced from 10 exons. Bases 41 to 1069 code for a protein of 342 amino acids.
CUCACUCCUGGGAAACCAUCAACAUCUCAGGAAAGGAAAGAUGAACGUCUGUGGCAUGAACCAGAACCGGGUCCUCCCAGAACCCCAGGCCAACAAUGUGAAGAAGAUACUACCACGCCCUUUGUCCAGGGUGAAUGGCUGGUCACCACCCCUCCACUCCUUCCAGGCAAUAACCUGGACCACCUAUCUGGCCAUGUCCAUUGUCACCUUUGGGAUCUUCAUACCCUUUCUACAAACUAGCUGGAAAUAUGCUGCCUAUGUUGUGAUGGGUGGGUUGUCCAUGUUCCACCUCAUCGUGCACUUGAUUGCAACUACCAUCGAUCCAGCUGACACCAGUGUCCGACUCAAAAAGGACUACUCGGAGCCUGUGCCAACUUUUGACCGGUCCAAACACGCACAUGUGAUCCAGAACCAGUAUUGCCACCUGUGUGAGGUUACUGUGAGCAAGAAAGCCAAACAUUGCAGCUCCUGCAACAAAUGUGUCUCUGGCUUUGACCACCACUGCAAAUGGCUGAACAACUGCGUGGGCAGCAGAAACUACCGGUUCUUCUUCUGCUCUGUGGCCUCAGCCGUAGUCGCCCUGCUUGGCGAGAUGGUUAUCUUGUUGUACAUCUUCAUCCAGUACUUUGUCAACCCCAGUGAGCUUCGCACAGACCCCCGGUAUAAAGAGAUCAGCUCUGAGAACAUAUGGCUGCUGUUCCUCCCACUGUGGCCUGUGCCUGUGAAGAUCCCCCUGGUCCUUUUCAUCGCGGUGGUGGUACUGCUGCUAGCCAUUGCCAGCUUUGUGCUGCUUGGGCACCUGCUCCUCUUCCAUGUCUACCUGAUUGCCAAGAACCUGAGCACGUUUGACUACAUGGUGCAGACCCGAUUCCAGAGGAAUUCACGUUCAGCAGAAAAGAAAGAGCCACCUCUGCGGAAAAAGGGGAACCUUUCCCAGGAAAAGAGUAACAACUUGAGCUGGUCUCAGGCCUCACCAAGAGUGGAGUCCCAGAAGUUCCUGUUGUCUACUCUUCCACAGCAGCCAAGUAUGUGUUUCACGGCUCCAGCUCCAAAAACAACUCCACAGUAAAGGGCCAGUGACAUCUUAGGAUGGCAGUGUCAAGCUGUCAGCCCAAGAUCAUGAGGAGAUGCCUCUACUCUGUGGUACAUGAUGCUGCUGAGCUGUGCUCUUCAGUAGAGUGUAUGUGUUAUAUGUAUUUUGGACUUAAGAUAUCUUCAAUUUAUGAUGAGUUCCUCAGAAUGCAAACCCCAUUGUCAUUCAAGAAUCAUCUAUAUAUAAGAAUGUUAGCAAUGAUAGAAGCUAGGUGUUAAGUACAUAUGAAUUUUCACUUUCAAAUUUUCUAGAUGUUUGAAAAUUUUCACAAUAAAAUGUUGAGAUAUGAAUUGGUAAAAAUAAACAUGGCAAAAGUU